Molecule: messenger RNA, 396 nt
Organism: Lactuca saligna
Lineage: Eukaryota; Viridiplantae; Streptophyta; Magnoliopsida; Asterales; Asteraceae
Source: the annotation of a GenBank genome assembly
AUGAAGGAAAUUUCUUCUGUUACCAAGUCAAUCAUAUGGUGGUUGGGUAAGAGCUAUGCAGAUUGGAAAAUUGGUCAUGAUGAUCACUAUGACUAUGCACCAACAACCAUGUUAGAAGGUGAUGGGGAAGAUGAUGAUGUAGAUUACGACUAUGCCCCUACAACGUCAGAAGGAGAUGUAAAACAGAGGUGGUGGGAUCCAGAUAUGGUAGUUUAUGAGGGUGAGAUAAGGAGGGGCUGCGACGGGGUGAAGAUCCGUCGAUGGUGCCAAUGGUAUUGGUGGUUGAAGCAGUGGUUAAAGGUAGUUGUUGUUUCCGGUUUAAAUGGAUUUCAAUGGGGUGGUAUACAAAGCACCUGGGUCAAGUUAGUUGUCAUCUGUGGGAUUCGACUGAUGUGA